Haliotis rubra (blacklip abalone) is the source of this 6804-nucleotide messenger RNA. RefSeq lists its product as uncharacterized. Gene Ontology annotation, molecular function: calcium channel activity; protein binding. Gene Ontology annotation, biological process: signal transduction; detection of mechanical stimulus. The record is from RefSeq and is a predicted model, not a curated record. Gene Ontology annotation, cellular component: membrane. NCBI's taxonomy places the organism in Eukaryota, Metazoa, Mollusca, Gastropoda, Lepetellida, Haliotidae.
AACUGAAGGGCUAACAACGGUUAUUCAUACAACUAGGGAGCCGACAACUCCUCCUACCGUUGAUCAUUGUGCAACCUCUCCAUGUGAAAAUAACGGCACAUGCAUCUCUGGCGCCACUUCCUACACAUGCACAUGUGCGACAAGAUUUGGUGGAGAAAACUGUCAAGAGCUCACAAGUGAACUCGGGGCUCAGGCAAUUGAUGCUUCUGCACCCGAUUCCUUCGAAAAGACAGAGAAUGUGCUGCAAGAAGUGAAAACAGAUAUUGACAGCGCUACCAGUAUCAAUGCAUUGAACCGAACUUCAAAUGUCAUCGGUGUCCUUGUUGAGAAGGCAGCAAGAUCGGACUGGACAGGGACGCAGCUCGAAAAAGCUGGUGAAGAUGUUCUAAAGAGUUCGGACGCCCUUCUGUCAUCUCUCCGGGUGCAGGCCAAUCCAGUAUCAGGGAACGUCCAAGGUGCCCCCCAAGACUCAGAGCUUCGCCCCCAGAAAGAAGCAGUACUGGAGAACGUAGCUCAGAACGUCGUUGACCUUGGCAGCGUUGUACUGAAGGACAAGGAUGAAGGGACUUUUGACGUCCACACUGACACCGUCAACGUGUCCUAUACAAAGGCAUCAACGGAAGACUUGACAAAGGAAUAUGAGGAUGAUGAGAUUAAGCUUCCUGAUAGUCUGGUGGACAUUGUUGGAAAUAGUGAACUUGUCCUAACGGAAAUGAAACUCGACAAAAACCUUUACGAUCAUUCGACAGAACACAUAAGUGUGACGGGUCCUGUCGUUCGCGUUGCCUUAGCGAAAAAAGAUGGUAGCCUCGUUCAGCGUGUAGACCCCGAUGGACCAAUCACAAUGUACAUUGAUGCCGAAUCCAGUAAAUCUUUCGAUCAGAUGGAGCUUCACCAAGAUGGAUCUACCCUUACUGCAGUACAACGUGUGUCUCUUGAUGGACAGGUACCAGUGAUAAUGGUUGAGUUUGAAGUUCCUCCAGAGUUGCAGGUCCUGCUCAAAGGACGGUUUGAGGAGCUGCCUAGAACUUAUGAGAGACACUUCGAAGUAAUUGCUGGCGAAAAAGUGGAGGAGGUUUUAAAGCACGACCACGUCAGCUUCCAACUUUACAAUGGAGAACUGUUUAUGUUCAUAAAGGAACCAGCCGCACUUCCGAGAGCCCUGUACCUUGUGUUGCAGUAUAGCAACCGCGGUAAUAGCAGAAAACGGCGUUCAGCCUCCAUGCCCAAAAUGCGUACGAGAUCACUUACGCCCAAAGUAUGGAACUCACAAAACAUUGGCUGGGAAGAUAACUCGAAUCUUCUGGUUACCGGUUUAGCUAAAACUGGAAAGGUCAAAUUUACGUCAAACUUUUUCGGGACGUUCGCCCUAAAUGAAGUACUCAUAGCGCCGACCCCCAUCGACUUCAAUCGGCUCUUCCUGAACAUAGAAACCUACAUCAGAGACAGUCCGUAUGUUCUGGCAGUCAACUGUUUUCUUGUUGCCAUGACAAUCAUCGUGGCGAUCCUCCUCCGAAGAAUUGAUAAAACUGAUAAAGAAAUGUGGCGUUACCUUCACCUGCUGGACAACGCUAACGCCGAUACCUGCUGCUACACGUUAAGCGUACACACGUCACUGAGAUCAUCACGUCACUUGACGUCAACACCAUAUUUCAUCCUCCAUGGUAAAGACGGCAAAACGAAAUCCAGAAUAUUGACAGAUGGAAAGCGGAAGAACUUCGUGCCGGGAACGGUCUCCAACUUCUACAUGACGACGGGGAGCAGUCUUGGUGCACUGACUCGCCUCAAGGUGUGGCAUGACGACAAGGGCUCGUCCAAUUGGCACAUUGACAGGAUUGUUGUCAUAGAUAUGCAGACCAACGACAGGUACAUAUUCAUCUGUCACAAAUGGCUUGCCCUUGAUAAAGAUGACGGCAGGCUCUGCAGAACGUUUGAAGCUUUCUCGCCGGACGGUCAAGAGAUAGCUAUGUUCGACAUCGUCUCGAAACAGAAGCUUUUUGACGAUCACCUAUGGCUAUCUGUCAUCAAACGGCCAAUGUUUAGCCGCUUUACCAGAGUCCAAAGAUUCCUGUGUGCAGUGGCGAUGCUGUUUCUCGGGAUGGUCACCAACGCCAUGUGGUUCCAAGACUACGACAGCAGUACCCAGAAAACCAGAGGUAUAGAAAUAGGCCCUGUUAAGCUGAACUACAGGCAAAUUUACGUUGGGGUGAUGUCCGCAGUCAUUAUAGUUCUCCCAGGGUUUCUCAUGACUUGGGCCUUCAGGAGAAGAGGUUUGAAGGGUGAGGUGGUGGAGGAAAGUCACAACAGAAAAGGAAGAAGAUGUCGAUGUAUUGGUUACAUCACUGGAGAGCUGCUUCUACCCUGGUGGUUUAUUUUCGUUGGUUAUAUGGUCGUGGUGUUGUCUAUAGGAGCAAGUGCCUUCUUCACCUUCUUGUACAGCUUGGAAUGGGGAGGUGCUACAUCUACCAACUGGCUCAUGUCACUUGUAUUUUGUACUACCGGAAGUACCAUCCUUGUAGAACCCAUCAAGAUACUGAUCCUGUCAGUGGCCCUGUCAAGCGUGUUCCGGAGGACCGCCCAGGAGGACAUGGGGAUCGUCGCACCGGUGAAGAAGGUCAACGCCCGGGGAAUCAUGUCUAUAGUUCCAAUGAGUCUGCAAUCUGAGAUCCCAGAGCCGCCGGAUGAGAAUUCGGAAGAGAUCAAGAAGCGGCGGGAAGAGCUUGUCCUGAAACACCGGCUGUUCCUGGUCAGCAAGAGUCUAGGGGCCAAGCUGGCGUUUAUUGUCGUUCUCACCAUCAUCUGUCUUCACAGUAAUGUCAAGGAAUCCUACCUACUGAACACCCUAAUGAAAUCAUAUGCCAACAAAACGUUCCUCUCAAAGAGCGUUAACAAAACGUCCGAUGUUUGGGGAUGGUUUGACCACGAUUUCAUACCUGCACUGAUUCCUAAACGACAACUAAAUGGCAAUCUGAUGUCCGUCUAUGACCAGAGGUUUACCGUGGACGGUGUCAACUAUCGACUAGGAGCAAUCACCUUGCGACAGUACAGAGUCAGAGGUCCCUGUCAUAACCAAGCGAUUACAAAGUGGUACAGUGCUCCUCUUCGGUGUAUGCCGGGAUACUCUUCCCAAUCAGCUGAAACGGGCGUAUUCAAAGAACAAUGGCGGCGGUGCAAUGAAACCGACAUCUGUACGGAGAAACCUUUCCUCUUCACCAAAAGCACAGGAGGUACAGGAAUAAUCAUUGAAGGAACUUUCGGUUACUAUGGUGAUGGCAGCUAUGUUGAAAGCUGGAAUAAAGAUCAAAGGUACGCAUCAAGCAGGAAGACAUUCGUGGAAAGAGAGAAGUGGUUAGAUUCGCAAAGUCGAGCCCUGAUUGUGGAAGCGUCCUUCUACAAUCCCAACGUCCGUCUGUUUACCCGGCUGCAGGUGAUGUUUGAGUUUCCAACACUUGGUGGUGUGAGAUUCAACGUUGAUGCCAAGACAGCACGACUCUAUCCGUACGUGAACGUGUGGGACUACCUGAUCCUUCUGUUACAAGUAGUUUUUGCCGUGAUUGUGGUCAUCCGAAUGCAAAUUCUGUCAUUCAGCGUGCUGUUCCAGUGAACGGAUUUUAAGUUUAAGCACGUGUGUGUGUUUGUUUUAGAAAUGUUACUUUCGCUGUGUGCAGUGAUCGUGUAUGGAGUAAAGAUCGACAGGACUAUCUUCGUAGUGGAGGAAAUUCACAACAACCCAGAAAACUACGUAUCGUUUGACUUAGUUCAUCUGUUGGAUGAAAUCUACAGGUGCAGCCUUGGAAUGGUUUUGUUCAUACGUAUACUAUAUCUUCUACAACCACUGUCUCUCAACUACAACCUGUUCCUUAUGCGGGCGACUCUUCUCGCCUCACAGGCGGAGCUGUUUGGGUUUUCCUUUAUCCUCACCGUUGUAGUGGCAGCAUACGCAUCCUUCUUCUACCUUCUGGAGGGGCCAAUCACGUUUGACAUAAGAACUUUAUACCAUUCCUACCUGGCCCUGAUGGAGUCCCUCCUCGGGUUGGUCCGAUCUCGACAGCUGGUGUUCUCGGAGUCCGGGAUUGAGGUGUAUCUCAAGCAGACAAUGUUCAUAUGUUUCUCCUUCACAGCGACAAUGAUUCUCAUGAAUAUUGGAGCCAGUAUUCUAAACAUCGACAUGGCGUCGAUCAAGGGUCAUAAAGACUUUACAGUUGGUCCCGAGUUUGAUCGCAGCUUGAACGAAUUCCUUGGGAAAAUUAUAGAAGAGUUUUUCAGCAAGUGUUCGCCCAGGGGUCAACGUGGAUUGACAGAUUCAGUCUACCCGUUGUCGAAGGAGAGUGACGGGGAUGAUGCGUCCAUGGGUGUAAAUACAUUCGAGAUCACCAGCAAGCUGGACAAGUUGAUGAUGACGAUCACCAAUAGCAAUAAUGCUGACAUCCUUCUUGCCCGUUCUAUCGCGAACAAUGCUCUGCUGGAGCUCAACACUGCCCAGUCCCGUAUCAGACAGACUGAAGAGGAAGUGUUUAUCGUCAAACAAGAGCUCAGUCACCUGCAGGACACCGUCCGUAGACUGGCAUCUGAAGAAGAGAAAGCACCGGUUCCAGAGAAGGCCGAAGUUACGCUCAGCGUCGAUGACACCACAGGAAGGGCAUACGUGAUGUUCAAAAUAACAUCAACAUCCCCAACAACAGCCGAGGAUGUGGAACUAUGUGAUGUCACGAGCACGGAAACGGGCGCUCUUAUAUUGGGCAUGCGCACUCUCUAUGGAAAGGUCUACAAGUGUCAGUCUUCACUUGGUCUGCAGAAGCAGCCCGUAAAUCUCCAGUUCAGGAUAGCCAAACAUCCUCAUCCAUAUGAAAACGCCAUUAUUGCCGUUCGGUCAGAACACUCCAAGAAGUGGAAAUUCCUCACAACGAGCAGCGGUGCACAACACAAUGGUUUAGGAAGUGAGAGUGAAGGACUUGUGGUUGCUUGUUUAAGUGACACUCUUCCAGAUUACAUUGCAUGCGUCUCGGAACCAAAAGCUUUUGUUCAAUCGGUUACGCCAUCUGGUGGCGAGUUUUCACUUCCGUUUGAGCCAAGGUCAAGGUUCUUCUAUGCGGAAGGAUGUGUAAAAUCUCACUGUGAUGUGACGAUUAAGCUGAUACCAAGGCACCCCGUCCCGAUUGUCCAAGUCAUACCCGAGGGGAACCUUAUGUGUCCUGUCAAAGUUGAGAUUCCAUUUCUGUCAGACACCUAUGAAAACAAUCCUGAGUCCGAGUGGCUGGUACUGAGCAGCACGUCAGACAACAACUGGUGGAAAGCCCCGACACAGAUAGCGGUAGAGGGGUCCAUGGUCAUAUUCCAGGCUUAUGUUGGUCCAAUGGGCAUACGGAUAUCAUUCUGCCCCAAGGUGUCGGAACUCCAGUGGAUCAAACGUGUUCCUGGAAGCAAGCCGCCCGACCUGAUUGACCAUGACUUCCUGGCUGGACUCUCCCGACUGGUCGACAAGGAUUGGACAGCCUUGGCGUCAUCCCUGGGGUUUUCAUAUGCCCAAAUAACCAAGAUUACAUCUGCCCAGGGAGUGAAAACACAGAAUGAAAUGUGUUGCCAAAUGUUGUUGAUGUGGUACAAACAAAUACCCAUCGCAGCGGACAAGGUCAAAUCUGAAGGGGUUCCCGACCUACAGACACACUCCUUGAAGCAGGCAAUCAAGACGCUGGGACGAAAAGAUAUCAGCGACUGGUUCGAGGCACAGGAAAGUCUGUACAAAACAGCGACGGCGGACUCGGCAAGAGAAACUAAAAUGGUGAAAGCAUUCAACACAGCCGUACGCCACGAGGAUUUGUGUGGUGCCUGGCGUCGUCUGGCUGGAGUUCUGGCCUUACCCAAAGAGGAGAUAAUCCAGAUCGAUUGUGGAACUGCAAGAACCACCAGCGAAAAGGCUUUUGUUAUGUUGAUGAAAUGGUUUAAUCUGAACCCUGGUUCCAACCUGAAAACCCUGCAGGAGAAGUUGGUUCAGGCAGGGUUCCCUCUCGUGGCGAAAAAGGUACAAACCACCCGGUAGCCGAAGGUAUUGGAGGUUCCAGUUUGAUAUCAGCUACCCCGUGAAGACGAAAGCAAUAAUGUUACUGGUGACAAAAGACGUUGAAUGUUGCUGUUGACUGUGAUAUAGAUGACGCGGACUGCGCUACUGACCGUUCGUUGAUUAUUCAAGAGAUGGGUGUUUAGAGACAAGCUGUAUUGUCGCGCGAUGUUUUAAAGGCUGUGUGUUCAUCUGUUAAAAAGCCGAAAUUAUGUGUGCUCACAAGAGCCAGCAUGUGCCAGGAUACAUAUAUUUUGCCAAAAUUUAAGCAUAUGUUUCGUUUUCAGCAACAAAAUUUGUUUCAAAAUAUCAAACGUUCGGUUCCUUGUAUGUCAAGUCUUUGUUAGUUCAAUGGCCGGUUUUGGUACAGAUACAGGGACUUUUAUCAGGGUUUUUUGUUUAGAUGUUUCUACAGCUUCAGCCACUGACAAUGUUGUGAUAUAUACAUUUACUAUUACGUAUGUAUCUUUCACAUUGAUAUGCGUAUGAUACAUAAUAAUAUAUUUGUGUUCAUUAUUCAUUCAUUAUCGAAGCUUUCAAUCGUAAAAAGGUCAUACGUUGACUAGUGUGAUUAACCUGUACUCAUUUCAUCAGCAAACUUUAAGCACAGGAAUUCUGCCGUAUGCAUCAAUAAGAGAAUAGUAUGACGAGUUCGACGAGUUUGAAGCACGCCAAUAGGCGUUCAUCACGUUGCCAAUAGUCUCAGCCGUUCAUCACGUUGCCAAUAGUCUCAGUCGUUCAUCGCGUUG